AUGACGAUAUCGUAUGAAAUAGUACUAUGCUGGUUUAAGCGACAUAGGGCCGCUCUUUUGAUCGUUCAGGCCCCUGAUUGGUUUUAUAGUGCUCUGAACAUGUUGAGAUGAUCAGAGUUCAAAGCUGCUUUCAUUUAAAUAGAGGCUUCUUCACUGGCUCGUUGCCGCUGAAGCGAUUGUUCUUCCUUAUUUUACUGGUCCCGGUGCCCCCGCUAUUCUUUUUAAUAAGACACAUUGAGCACGCGGCGCAGCAGUCUGAGGGUCCAUCAAGCGGGCCAGGAUGCGUUGGCUGGAAGGGGACCCUGGCGUGCCUGCCAUUCGGACCUCUAGAUCAGAAAUCAAGCCGGACUUGCACCGACGAAGUGCGUGGGGGCUCUGGCUACUGCCUGUGCGAAGGCAACGUCACCACUGCGAGGGUGUCAUGCGGCUACCACCGCAUCCGCUGCAAGGACGCGUGUGCUGCGCUCGGACGCGACGGAUCCGCAGGCCUGCCGCUGCCCCAGCCGCUCACGUGCGGUAACCCAGAUGCCGGUGGCAGUGGCAGCGCCGCCCUGCUGCUUUCGCAGCAGCUCUGGAACGGGGAGUGGCAGCCUGGGCGGCUCAACAUGACGCAAGCCGACGCGGCCUCGCGCAGCGUGUGGGCCAUGUUCAGUAGCUUGGUAGCGCGACAUGCCCCGGCACCCGAUGUGCGGGUACCUGAGCCGCGCAGUAGCAGAGUUGACUGGGUGCUGGAGGGCCGCGCCAUGGACAGGGGCGGUGUGGAGGCGCUGGCAAACACCUUCGCCGGCCUGCUCGCCGACCUGCCGCCGUACCCAGACGGCGGCAGUGUAGGCGGCGGCGCAGGCAGCAGUAGCAGCGGUGGCGGCGGCGGCGGUGGUGGUGGUAGUGGUGGCGCUGGUGGUGGAGGUGGCGCCGUGUUCUCGGGACGUGGCGUGGUGAUGGUGGGCGGCUCGCUGCGGUACCUGGUGCCGGCCUGGGUCAGCCUGCACGUGCUGCGGAGAUCAGGCUGCCGCCUACCGGUGGAGGUCUGGUUCCCCGCCGCCGAGUACCCCACGCCCGAGCUGGAGGCGGCGCUGGCCGCACUGGGCGCCACCGCCCGCCGCCUGGAGCUGCAGGUCGACCCCAUGGGCGCCGUCAGGGGCGACGGCGCCGGUAGCAGCAGCAGCAGUAGCGGCAGCGGUAGCGGCAGCGGUGACAGUGGCAGUAGCGGCGGCGGCGGCGCUACAGCCGCCGCGGUGGCCGCCGCCAACGCUGCGGUGCCGGGCGCACCCGCCAGCCCGGGCUACGGCUACAAGGUGGCGGCGCUGCUGAUGAGCAGCUUCAGGGAGGUGCUGUUCCUGGACUCGGACAACGCGGUGCUGCGUGACCCCACCUACCUGUUCGACAGCCCCGCCUACCGCGACACGGGCGCACUGCUGUGGCCGGACUGGUGGAGCAGCACCGCGGCAAAGGAGGCCCCGCGCAUCUUGAACGUGUCCGCCAGCCGUAUGCCGCACAACACCUUUGAGAGCGGGCAGAUGGUGUUGGACAAGGCCAGGCACUGGCGGGGCCUGCUGAUCGCUGCCUACAUGAACAUGCACGGCCGCCUGUUCUGGGAGCUGCUGCACUGCUACGUGGGCAAGGGCGACAAGGAGACGUUUGCGUACGGUAUGCUGGCAGCGGGCGAGCCGUACUGGGUGUCGCCUGUGCCGGCCGGCAGCGUGGGCUUGGAGCAGGAGGUGUGCCUCAAGGAGGGCCGUGGGCCGCCGCGCUGCCGCCGGCAGUUCCUAGGCAACACCAUGCUGCAACAUGACCCUGACGGCGAGCCGCUGUUCCUGCACGCCAACUACUACAAGUGGAAGCUGGAGCUGCCGCAGCACUUCGAGGCCGACUGGCACCGCCGCUGGCAGGUGGUGCAGCCGGGUCGCCGCGCCGUGGCGGAGGUGCUGUACGGCAACACCACAGCCGGCGCGGGGUAUGACCUGGAGCGCUUCAUAUACGACGCCAUGUCGGCGCUACGCUGCGCACCCUGGCUGCCGCGCUACCUGGCUGCGCGGCAGGCCCUGGGCGAGGUGGAAAGUGUGGACUUGGAGGGUUUCCACCCACUGCCCUUCUACACCAACAUCCGAGACUUCUACUGGCGCGGCUGGCGAGGCACGAUUGCGCCGCUGGCUUGGCCGCCGCUGGGUUGGCGCGACUAUCUGACGGGCUGGUACUUCAGCGGGCCGCGCUGGUGGAUUCGUGGCGUGUGGCGGCGCGGCUGCGUGUUGCGGCGGCACUGGCUGCCGCUGCGGCCCAGGUGGCUGCAGUGCAAGGAGCUGCUGCGGGAGGAGGCGGCGCUGAGGUGGCACGACGCGCGGCGGCGCUGGUCCACGCAGCAUCGCGGGGGCGGGGGUUGAGGGGGCAGCAGCGCCGGGGCCGUGUUUGAGGAGGGGGCAGAGCGGGGGCCGUGUUUGAGGAGAGGUGCAGAGCGGAUAGCAAGCGAUCACCACCGCGGCGGAUUGGAACACAGAGGAUUGGGUGAGGGCGUGCGUGUGUGUGGUGGGAGGGGCGUGAGCUAAGCGUGACUUUCGACGUAUGGAAGGAUGGCCCCGGCCGGGCCGACCAUGCAUGUGACUUGCGGCAUGCAUGGUGGCGUUAUGAGGGGACGUUGUAUGCAGGAUGCAGCCAGAGUGUUUCACAACUCUGCCGCACGUAUGCAGCACUGCAGGCACGCGUGUGACUUGAGCUGUAGCCAGCACGACUGUAUACUUUCUCAU
This is a messenger RNA of Chlamydomonas reinhardtii, 2738 nucleotides long. RefSeq lists its product as uncharacterized. Gene Ontology annotation, cellular component: Golgi apparatus. Gene Ontology annotation, molecular function: alpha-1,2-mannosyltransferase activity. The transcript is spliced from 12 exons. Gene Ontology annotation, biological process: mannan biosynthetic process. The record is from RefSeq and is a predicted model, not a curated record. The coding region runs from base 108 to 2378 and encodes 756 amino acids. NCBI's taxonomy places the organism in Eukaryota, Viridiplantae, Chlorophyta, Chlorophyceae, Chlamydomonadales, Chlamydomonadaceae.